AUGACCAAAAUUCUGGGGACUUCCACUCUUUCCAAUGACGUCAUCGAGGAACAAGCCGCGCGAACGGUUCAGAGAAUCUAUCGUGGAUAUCGAACGCGAAGAGAGCUGCGUGGUCUUGGUUUAGCUGCUUCCACUCGGUGGGUUGAGGCCUUUCAAGAAGCCCAGUGGCACCAACUCCAUCAACCACCGGAGCCUCGUGUAGCACCCAGAAACGACGGUUUCAACCAAGCUCGUCGAAACUGGCAACGAGCGGUUAGUGUCGCGCGGCGCGUCGGCGGCGACGAUUGUGUUUCCGAAGUUUCGUCUUCCACAGGGACUCGAGAAGAUAAUACAGAGAUUGCAUCAGGGGCUACAGCAAAGAUGAUGGAUCUCCAAUACUUUCUCGAGAUGGUUGAUCUCAAACAUCGACACGGAAGCAAUCUGCGCUCGUACCACACCUAUUGGCGAAAUUCAUCAACCCGCGAAAACUUCUUCUAUUGGUUGGACUAUGGCGAUGGAAAAAGUAUUGAACUUCCGAAAUGCUCACGAAAAAGACUUGAGAAAGACCAAGUCCGCUAUCUCACCAGCGAGGAACGUUUGAAUUAUAUGGUGACGGUAGACGAUGCUGGCCUCUUCCGGUGGGCCAAAAACAGUGAGCCAGUGUGGACAACUACUACCCAUUUCAAAGAUAGCCUCCAGGGGAUAGUGAGAAUUGAGGAUGAUGUGCCUCAAUUCAGUGGAAACUCCAUGACCUUACAGCCAGAUUCCAUCUCGGGCUUAUCACGACCGCCAUCAACAUUGACACCAGCUUCAUCCUCAUCAUCGUCAUCAAUAUCAACUUCUGUAAGGCAGAGCCUCGACAGUCAUAUCUCAAAUGAAGACCCAAAAUAUUUCACCGACGAGGAGUACAAAGCUACAAAGAUGAUGAAAAAGGUGAUGCACGGAAGCCCCGCUGCUGUAUUGAAACGACUUGUGCGCAAGUCCCCAGAGAAAGAAGAGAUGUGGUUAUUCGUUGCAGAUACUUCUUUUCGUUUGUACAUUGGCAUAAAGAAAUCAGGUGCCUUUCAGCAUUCAUCUUUUCUUCGAGGUGCCCGUAUUGCAGCAGCUGGAAUGAUUAAGAUUAAACACGGCCAACUUCGAAGCCUGGCACCACUUAGUGGCCAUUAUCGCCCCCCAGCUGCCAAUUUCAGGGCAUUCCAUCAUUCCCUACAGCAACAAGGCGUUGAUAUGUCUCAUGUUUCCAUGAGCAAGUCUUAUAUCAUGCUCGCUGGAAUUGAAAGUUACACUAAAACGAAACGAAAGGCACGUGCCGUACAUGAGAAGCUUGACAGUUCCAAGGAAAAGUUCCAUCAAUCCGAAGAAUGA
Molecule: messenger RNA, 1344 nt
Organism: Penicillium concentricum
Lineage: Eukaryota; Fungi; Ascomycota; Eurotiomycetes; Eurotiales; Aspergillaceae
Product: IQ calmodulin-binding motif protein
Exons: 5
Coding region: 1-1344 (447 amino acids)
Molecular function (GO): protein binding
Source: RefSeq, a predicted model, not a curated record